Molecule: messenger RNA, 1354 nt
Organism: Daphnia magna
Lineage: Eukaryota; Metazoa; Arthropoda; Branchiopoda; Diplostraca; Daphniidae
Product: protein charybde
Exons: 5
Coding region: 293-811 (172 amino acids)
Biological process (GO): apoptotic process; regulation of TOR signaling; negative regulation of signal transduction
Cellular component (GO): cytoplasm
Source: RefSeq, a predicted model, not a curated record
GGCCUUGUUCUCUCAGUCGGUGGGCAACAUUCACGUUGAAAAGGCUGUGUAACUUUGCAGUCGCCAUCAUUCGCCCUUGUUCUUUCAGUACACAAAGACCGGCCCACUUUUUCUCUCUUUAUUGUCUUGAAAAUUUCACAGAGCAAAAAGUUCUUUGCACUAUUCCCCCAGUUUUUUAAAGCAAAUCACAUCCUUCAUCACCCAGCACGUUAUUAAAUUCGCCGGCUUUAUUCCUGUUUUUUUUUGUCGUGUUUUAAUCGUGACGUCCAAAAUUUCGCAAACCUUAAAUAAAAUGGAGGUUAUGCCGCUGCCAGUAGCUCUUGAUUUUAGUGAAGAUGUUUGGAACUUGAGCUUAGAAGAUGCAGAGGAGCAGACGGCGAGGGACGUACUUGCAGAAUUAUUGGCUGCUGAAUUGCGCCAAGCUCGAGCGAGGUAUCGCUUGUCCAAUGGUCAGCAACAGCGAGCGCCCAAUGAGAUUUUGUUGCCAGCCGGUAUCCUUCAAUCUAUAGCCAGGGACAUUCUCAACGCAUCAGCGGACGAGCCGUGCGGAAUUAGAGGAUGCAUGGUGUUUAUUGAUUUUGAAGAACCCAACAGCCGCAAUAGCAAUGAUCGGAAGCAACGGAUCGGAGCCGUCAAAUGCCAUCCGUACACGGUCAAUACGUUUGAACUGUACCUGACACUACGGCCACAUACUACGUGGACAUCAAAGCUUCCAUUGUUCCUCCAGAAUCUAGCUUACCGUUCUACAAUGGUCAUUAGUCAAGACUACUCACUGGUGAAACGUAAACUCUUCCGCUCAUCUAGUCAGUAGAGGAAGACAGAAAAAACAAUAUUAUUUAAAGAAAAAAAUGGGGGCAGCUCCUAAAGAGGAAGGGAUCGUCUGCGUGCGAUUUAUCUCGAAAGGAAGUUGGAAAGAUGACUAGUAUGACGACGAGCAAUCUCUUUGCACAGAGGGGUGUGUUCCACCCCCUACAUUACUAUUAUUAUUAUUAUUACUAUUAAUAUUUCUUUCGGGAAGUGUCUUUCAUAUUGGAACAAAGGUAAAAAGAUAAAAAAAAAAUGAUAUUGUGUAUGUGUAAUGUAUAGAGCUCUACAGAGAAAAAUACUGUGUUACUAAGUGCUGAAAAUUUAUGUUUAAAGACGCGAAAAAAAGGUGAAAAGAAAACAAAAAGAAGAGUUCAUCAUCCCAUACAUUUCUACUCGAUAGCAAUCUAUUUCUCGUCCAUAUGUGUGGGUUAAAAUCUGUUUUUUGUCCAAAAAGAAGGAAAAAUAGCAUUUUUUUUGCACCCAAUGUUCCAGCAACAGCAAUAUGUUUAUUUCCAUGAUACUUGUAUACACCACCACCUCUACAGGA